AUGUCGUUCAUGUUGCUCAAGAAGUUCUUUCCGUUCACCUCCUCGUCGGCCAAGAACCAAGAGCUCGAAGCUCAAAUCAAGGCGCUUGAGGAGAAAUUGAAGGAAUCUGAAGAGGAACGUCAAAAAGAGACGGAAGAGCACAAGGAGAAGCUGGCCAAGCUAACCGACCAGCACGAAGAGCAGGACUUUUUGCUCCAAAUGAAGGCAGAGCACCUUUCCGCGGAGAAUGAGCGCCUCAAGGAGUUCAAAAAUGCGGCUCAAGACGUCCAGAUGCUCCUGGAUGCCAAUGAGAAGCUCGAGGAGGAGAACGAUGCGUUGAAGGAGAGCCUCGAGACCUCCACUCGGCUCGCCGACUACUAUUUCAUCAAUUUGAAAAAGUCGCAAAAAGAGCAUGCGGUGGCCGAGCAGAAGUAUCGAGAGCUUCUGCUCAGACUUCAAGAGGGCGGAGCGGCACCGCCUACUUGCGAAAUUUGCGAGCAAGAGUUGACCGAGGACGCUCCGAGGGCGCCGAGGACUCUGGGUUAGUUUUUGAGAAUUUCUCCGACUUUUUUCUAACUUUUUCUCAUUUCAGAAUGCGGACACACCACUUGCGAGGAGUGUUUGAAGAAAUUGUGCAACGACCAGGGACUUUCGUGCCCGUUCUGCCGCCAAAAAACCGAUGUGCAAGGACCGGUCGAUGUGGGGAAGCUCAAGAAGAACUAUGCUGUUGUGACCAUCAUCAGAAACCAGAGGAAGUGAUUCAAUGUCUUUUCUCGGAAAAUAAAUCAAUUAUUUCAUAAUCACACUGUUUUCCUUCGAGAACAUUUCCAAAGGGGCGGAGCUUCCCAAGAACACAACCACAACAAAUGAUUCAUUCGUCGUUUCACAAGUUUCCGUUUUUCGAUUCCUCUCCUAUUCCGACAAAUUCACCCAUUUUUCAGCAUGGGCCUCUUCAAAAAGUUCUCUUUCUUUCGUUCGCAGCCCAAGUCGGCUAGAAAAGAUGAGCUGAAGGCUAUGGUCGAAAUGCUCGAGUUCCAACUGAAGCAGGAGGAAGAAAAGCUCAUCAGCGACGCGCAAAUGUUCGAGAAGAAGCUGUCGGUGGCCACGGAGAAGAAUCAGAAGACGAUCGCCUGGCUCGAGGUGGCUGACGACCAGGAGAUCAAGGAGCUGACCGAGAAGAACGAUGGUCUGCGUGAAAAGAUCAAAGACCUGAAGAAGCGGAUGAGUAACUCCGAACAAGAGGUGGAGGAGUUCGGGGUUCUGCGCGAAAACUUCGAGAAGAUGUCUACGAGGCUCGAGGAACGACUCGACUGUCUGAAGUGCCCGAUUUGCAUCGACGAUUUCAAACGGAACGGACCGAAACGUCCGAUGGUCAUGUGUGAGCCAUUUUUAGCUUUUUCAAAAAAACGAGUUGCGGACUUUCGAUAUUUCAGCCGAAUUGUUCAAUUUCCGAAUCAAAACAUGAUCUCGGCUAAAUUUCGCUGUAGCGUUAAAGUUAUUUCGUUGAAGAUCUCAGUUUACUUGAAAAUUCACUCGUCGCGUCGCGAUUUUUUUCUUCAAAAAACCGUCAUUCUCAAUCGCUACGAAACCUUUAAAAAGUGAAAAAGCAGGCAAACUAUUGAAAAUUGAGUUUCUUUUUUUUUCAUAACCUCUAUGUUCAGGCUGCGGACACACCGCUUGCCAAGCAUGCCUCUGGAUGUGCUGGGAGGCGAUUCCUGAGGAUGUGGACACUUCCUGCCCGAUCUGCAGAGAUCCAGCGAAUCUCGAUGAACUCAGAGUCAACCGGGGUCUGGUGGCGCUCCUCCCGGCUAGCCGCUUAUAAAUUCACUAUUUUGCCGCGUUUUUAAUUAUUUAAUUGAAUAAAGUUACGAAAUGUAUUCAAGGCCAAGAGACGACCUUCCAACAGAGCGCACUUGCAUCAAAAGCCUCCCCCUCCCCCCUUACUGUGAAAUAUAUGCAAUCGCUCACGGGACAGUGUAGUCUAACAAAAAGUGAGGAGACGACAUCGCUAGAAAGUGGGCGGACGGUCAAAAGUGAGUCAACCAGCAUCAUUUGCGUUCUCUUCCGUCGCAGACAAUGGUCGUCCGUUUUCUGCUUACUUUAUUCAUGCAACUCAUUCGAUGGAUCGGCUCGUUCUUCCGCCCUCGCACAGAUCUCGAGGAUCGGUUCGCGGUGGAAAGAGCUCAAGGCGAACGGCUUCGCAGACACCUCCACGACACCAGAAAGGAAGCGGACGACCUGGAGACUGAGAACAGGAGACUCAAAAAAUUAGUGUUGGCUCGGGACCAAGCCGCAAGAAUAAUCUGGGACCGACUUAACAAAUCGGACCAUCUUCUCCAGCAGAAUCUGGAGAUUUCGCGCCGCCGAAACGACCGCAUCAAGAAUCUGGAGCAGAAGCUCGCCGAGUUGCAGCAAAAGUACCAGGAGCUCCACAAGAGAAAAGGAUGA
This is a messenger RNA of Caenorhabditis sp. 36 PRJEB53466, 2427 nucleotides long. The record is from the annotation of a GenBank genome assembly. Lineage: Eukaryota; Metazoa; Nematoda; Chromadorea; Rhabditida; Rhabditidae.